Pseudophryne corroboree (corroboree frog) is the source of this 2942-nucleotide messenger RNA. RefSeq names its product EMAP like 2 (gene EML2). The record is from RefSeq and is a predicted model, not a curated record. Bases 80 to 2503 code for a protein of 807 amino acids. Gene Ontology annotation, molecular function: microtubule binding. Gene Ontology annotation, biological process: microtubule cytoskeleton organization. Lineage: Eukaryota; Metazoa; Chordata; Amphibia; Anura; Myobatrachidae. The transcript has 22 exons. Gene Ontology annotation, cellular component: mitotic spindle.
AGGAGGGAUGUGAGAAUAGAGAAAGGCAGAAAACAGAACGACGAGAGAAAGAAAAUACUGAUUCCCACAACACGGCGGCAUGUCAGAGUCCGGGGCUGGGGGCAGUUCUGUCUACGACACCAGCUCCCUCCUGCAGUAUUGUAACGAUGAUGGCCUCUCUGGGCCCAGUGCGAUGGACACAGAUGACCGGAUCUCCAAUCUGGAACAGAGGCUUCAGCUCCAGGAGGACGAGAUGCAGGUGCUGAGGGCGGCGCUGAGUGACGCACUGAGGAGGCUGCGCGUAUGUGAGGAGCGCGGAGAUCCGCUGCGGGGGAGGCAGGGGGUCCAUAUCGUCAAGCCACCGCCUCGUUCUUCACAGAAUGGCGUCCCCUCGCGCAGGUGGAGUGGCAUGUCUACCUCGCCAUCAUCCCCUAAAAAAGGGACGACUGCCGUCUUCUCUAAAAGCCUGCGGCGCUCACUUUCCCCAGAGCGGCACUCCUUUGUGAAGCGAGAUGUCUCAGAUGCCAGAAGCCGAGUGCUGGUGUCCACUGGCAGCAGGAGAGAUGGUAAAAGCAAGCAGGUGGUGUUCUACCCCGAGGAGGGAGUGGUGAAGCUGUACCUCAGGGGUCGCUCAGUACCUCUCUAUGUCCCGGACUCGCUGGUCGCCUUGUACAACAUAGAAGCCAAAGGAGAACUUCCACCGAGAGAGUUACAGCUGGAAUGGGUAUAUGGGUACAGGGGCCGAGACUGUCGCAGUAACCUCUUCAUCCUCCCAUCCGGGGAGCUGUUGUACUUUACGGCCGCUGUCUGCGUCCUGUAUGACCCUGCAGCAGGGACACAGCGACACUACCGGGGACACACGGACGACAUCAAGAGUCUUGCGGUCCAUCCAGACUCCGUAACGAUCGCCAGUGGUCAGGUGGCCGGUAACUCGCAGGACGGAAAGGCUCUCCCUCCCCAUGUCCGCAUCUGGCACUCCGUCAGCCUGAACACCCUGCAUGUGAUUGGCGUGGGACACUUUGACAGAGCUGUGACCUGUCUGAGCUUCUCCAAGACGGAUGGCGGGAGCAUGUUGUGCGCAUGUGAUGAGUCCGGAGACCACGUCUUGUCGGUGUGGCAGUGGCAGCGUGAGGUGAAGGUGACAGAGGUCAAGUGUUCCACGGAGCCUGUCCUGGCCGCCAUCUUCCACCACACAGAGCCCAAUCUCAUCAUCACCUGUGGGAAAUCCCAGCUGUAUUACUGGAGCCUGGAGGGUGCAGCCGGGGCCUCAGCUGGCACUGCCACACUAAGCAAGAGGCAGGGGGUGUUUGAGAAACACGAGAAGCCACGUUACGUUCUGUGUGUGGCGUUUGCUGAGAACGGAGAUGUGGUUACCGGGGACUCCAAUGGCCACCUGUAUGUAUGGGGUAAAGGCAGUCACAGGAUCUCUCUGGCGGUGUGCGGCGCUCAUGAUGGUGGGGUCUUCGCUUUGUGCGUCUGUAGAGACGGGACACUGCUGUCUGGAGGGGGCAAGGACGGGAGAAUCAUUCGAUGGGACCAAAACUACAAGAAAGUGCGGGAGAACCGGAUUCCGGAAUGUUUUGGGCCGGUCCGGACCAUUGCGGAGGGGCGGGGAGGAGAGACGCUGUAUGUCGGCACCACAAAGAACUGUGUGAUGAGCGGAAGUCUGGAGAACGGGCUGAGCUGUCUAAUACAGGGUCACACGGAUGAACUCUGGGGUCUUUGCUCUCACCCGUCUCUCGAUCUCUUCCUGACCUGUGGCUACGACAAACUGGUUCACCUCUGGAACAGUAAGGACCACCAGCCUGUCUGGACCACCACCCUGGAGGACUCUGCGAGAGCGGCCGGGUUUCAUCCAUCUGGCAGUGUUGUAGCUGUGGGAACCACAACUGGAAGGUUCCUCGUCCUGGACACGCAGUCCCAUGUAAUUGUCACCACCAUUUCUGAUGCCGGGGAGCAGAUCAGUGCCAUCAGCUACAGUCCUGAUGGUCAGUAUUUGGCGGUUGGGUCACAUGACAACUUUAUUUACCUGUAUGAAGUGGCGGAGGAAGGACGAGAGUACCGGCGGGUGGGGAAGUGUAUGGGUCAUUCCAGCUACAUCACUCACCUGGACUGGGCCGCGGACAGCUCUUGCUUCAUGACCAACAGCGGCGACUAUGAAAUCCUGUACUGGGACCCGGACUCCGGGAAGCAGAUCGUCAGUGCCGAGAGUGUGCGGAACCUGGACUGGGAGAACGCCUCCUGCACGCUGAGCUUCCAUGUGCUGGGUAUUUGGCCAGACGGAGCAGAUGGGACCGAUAUAAACUCAGCGGCCAAGUCACAUGACCGAAAACUGCUGGCCACCGGGGACGAUUUUGGCGGAGUCCGUCUGUAUAAUUAUCCCUGCGUGGUGCCUCGGGCGCCAAGCUUCAGGUACAGCGGGCACAGCAGUCAUGUGACUCGCAUCUGUUUCCUGCACGACGACACUUCUCUGAUCUCUGCUGGUGGCAAGGACAGCACUGCGCUGCAGUGGACAGUCGUGUGACCUUCCCGGCAUUGGAACCCCACGUUUGCCCUGCAGAGCGUCUUCGCUGUCUACCCGUACAGGGCCUGUAGAUUUUACCAGCAGCCUCUCCCAUCACCCUAGCGUGUCUUACCCUCAUCCAGUCCUUCCGGCAGUGUCCCACCCCACCUGCGCACUACUGGGGCUUCCACCCGUCACAGCGCCAGCCCUGCUGGCCGGUUCCAUGCAUCCACUCUCCAACCCUCUCGCAGAGCAUCUCUGCAUGUUCCGCAGAGCGUUGGACAUCACGUCACCAGAACUAGCGCACUCUAAUUUGCACAACAGCACGGAGAGUCUUCAGCCUCCUUUACCUUCCCGCUGACGGCGGGCACCCCGGUUCUGCUCCCUGGCAUAGAAAGUAUAAUUCUGUGUGUUUACAACGCUGGCACCGAGAAAUCACUGCAAUAAAUUCUAUAAAAUA